AAUACACGGAUGGUAUUGACUCAGUUACUUAUAUAUGAAUGAAUUGCUAUGAAGGUUAUCUUGCUUCCAUAAAAUCUGCUUUGAAAUAGUAUAAAAUUAGUACUCUUGAUAUGGCAGGUGGGGUGAGAAUGAUUAAGCUUGGAUCACAAGGUAUGGAGGUAUCAACUCUCGGUUUAGGAUGCAUGACCAUGACCGAUAGUAUGUAUGGACCUGGCAAGUCUGAGGAAGAGAUGAUCAAACUCAUCCACCAUGCUGUCAACUCCGGAAUCACUCAUCUCGAUACAGCAAACUUCUAUGGACCUGAAACAAAUGAAAUCCUCAUCGGCAAGGCGAUGAAGGGAUUGGAAAGAGGAAGAGUGCAAUUGGCAACGAAAUUUGGGAUCAAAUCGGUUGAGGGAGACUGUGAUAUAUGUGGUGAUCCGGAGUAUGUUAGAGCUUGUUGUGAAGCUAGUUUGAAACGCCUUGAUGUUGAUUACAUUGAUUUGUAUUAUGUCCAUCGCGUCGACUCUCGCGUUCCAAUAGAGAUUACGAUGGGAGAGCUCAAGAAACUGGUUGAAGAGGGUAAAAUCAAAUAUAUAGGUCUAUCUGAGGCCUCACCCUCCACUAUCAGAAGAGCCCAUGCUGUUCAUCCAAUUACAGCUGUACAGUUAGAAUGGUCACUGUGGGUUAGAGUCCAUGAAGAACAAGUAAUUCCGACUUGCAGAGAGUUAGACAUUGGGAUUGUUCCGUACGGUCCUCUUGGAAGUGGGUUUUUAGCUUUGGGUCCUAAGUUGGUUGAUGGUAUGCUAGAUGAAGAUUCUAGGAAGAGCAUUCCAAGACUACAAGGGGAGAAUCUUGAACACAACCUUACUUUGUUUAAUAAGAUUCAUGAAAUUGCAAAGAAGAAAAGGUGCACCACGUCUCAGUUGGCUUUAGCGUGGAUCCUACACCAAGGGGCAGACGUGUGUCCCAUCCCAGGCACGUCCAAAAUGGAGAACUUUAACCAAAACGUCGGUGCUUUGUCUGUCAAACUCUCACCACAAGACAUGGUUGAGCUUGAAUCUAUAGCUUCAGUUGAUGCUUUUAAGGGCAGUAGAUUACCUCCCAAAAUCUUGGCUCUUUCAUAUGUUGAGACUAUGCCUUUGUCAUCAUGGAAAUAACUCUCUCCUUUGAACACAUACUUAAUUAUUGUGAUACUUAGCUUUAUUCCACAGUCAUAUGGUGAUAUGUCAUGAAAUAUCAUGUAGAUGCAUAACUAAUUGUGCACUUUUGUUUCAUCCUCUUGUAUUGGAAUUGAGUUUUAAGGGAAUUGUUCUUGAUUCA
Molecule: messenger RNA, 1302 nt
Organism: Helianthus annuus (common sunflower)
Lineage: Eukaryota; Viridiplantae; Streptophyta; Magnoliopsida; Asterales; Asteraceae
Product: probable aldo-keto reductase 4
Exons: 5
Coding region: 111-1139 (342 amino acids)
Cellular component (GO): cytoplasm
Source: RefSeq, a predicted model, not a curated record